Messenger RNA from Macadamia integrifolia, 880 nucleotides. Its product is annotated as lysine-rich arabinogalactan protein 19-like. The record is from RefSeq and is a predicted model, not a curated record. The transcript has a single exon. Lineage: Eukaryota; Viridiplantae; Streptophyta; Magnoliopsida; Proteales; Proteaceae. Bases 98 to 640 code for a protein of 180 amino acids.
CACCCCUGACCCUUGAUCUUAUCGUCUUCCUCUCAAGAACCCUUCUUCUCUCCUCCUCCUCCUCCUCCUCCUCCUAAGUUCUCCAAAAGAGCUGGCCAUGGCUCUCAACCGUGCCAUGCUCGCUCUCACCAUUUCUCUUGCUCUUGUGUCCUCUUGCAUUGCUCAAUCACCUGUAGGUGCGCCCACAACUACACCAGCAUCACCCUCCAUAGCCAAGCCACCUACCAGCUCAGUGGCCACUCCACCCACGGUGGCCAAUCCACCCGCGGUGGCCACUCCACCCGCGGUGGCCACUCCACCCACGGUGGCCACUCCACCCGCGGUAGCCACUCCACCCACGGUGGCCACACCACCAGUUUCAUCGCCUCCUCCGGCCUUGUCAUCGCCUCCUCCGGCCAUUUCACCUUCUCCGGUUGUGACUCCUUCUGCAACGUCACCUUCUCCGGUUACGACACCUCCUCCGGCCAGUUCACCUGGAGUUGCAGCUUCACCACCUGAACCUACGGCACCUUCUUCUAGUGUAGCUAUACCGCCUGGUGGAGUAUCUCCGGUGAGUUCGACUCCCUCCGGUGGUUAUGUACAUGGAAGUAGCAUCAUGGCCUUGCUAGCAUUGUUCGGAGGAGUUGCACUCCUUGUCUAGGGUAGUACAAUGGGUUCUUUGCUUUUGGACUUCUAGAGAUAAUUUUAUGUAGAUUAAGGUAAUUAUUUGUGUAUUCUUUUCUUAUUUUCCCUUUUUUUUCUUUUUUUUACUUUCUUUAAAUGGUAAUUUUUGGAGCUUGAUUUGUGAGGAUGAUUGGAGAUUUAUAGGACAUUAAUGCUCUUCUGUACCAUUUUAUCGUAGAUGAAUAAAAGAUUCGUGAUUCUUGUUUGCUACUGUUCA